AAAUUUAUAAAAAAAGAAAUCUGAUUUCUCUCAAAAUUUUCCGCUUACUAGCUUCUUCCCACCAUGGGUCUUGAUGAUUCUCAAAUCUCAAAUAUGGAAAACGGCAAUCUUCUUCCUUUGAUGGUCUCCACAAACCCUAGAAUACAUUUAGCUCAAAAGUUGUUAGCAGAAUUCAUCGGAACAUAUUGUAUCAUAUUCGCCGGAUGUGGAUCUGUCGCCGUUAAUAAGCUUUAUGGUGGCACUGUAACUUUCCCCGGAAUUUGUGUGACUUGGGGUUUGAUCGUCAUGGCAAUGAUUUACACCGUCGGCCAUGUUUCAGCCCACUUUAAUCCGGCUGUCACUAUUACUUUGUCUCUUUUAGGGUUGCAUUCGUUUCAAGAGGUUAUUUUUUAUAUAUUUUCACAGUUAUUAGGAUCGAUUUCUGCAAGUGGAACAUUGUCGUUGAUAAUGGAUGUGACUCCAGAAGCAUUUUUUGGAACUACACCAGUUGCAUCAACAACACAGUCGUUUAUUGUUGAGAUCAUCAUUACGUUUAUUCUAAUGUUUGUAAUUUCGGGUGCUACUAAUGAUCAUAGAGCGGUAUUUUUUUUAAUUGGCUUGUUUUGUUUUAAAAUAAAAUAUUCUUGUUUAUUACUAAUAUUUGAUUCAAAGUUGCAGAUAAAGAAGCAUGGAGGGAUUGCAGUUGGAAUGACGAUUAUGUUAAAUGUCUUUGUGGGAGGACCAAUUUCUGGAGCAUCGAUGAAUCCUGCAAGGAGUCUCGGACCAGCUAUUGUGAAGCUUAACUUCAAGGGGAUUUGGGCGUACAUCUUUGGUCCACUCAUUGGUGCAAUUUCUGGAGGAUUUGUUUAUAAUUUGUUGAAGCCAACUAAUAAAUCUUUUUGUGAGCUUUUUAUUAAAAGAAGUUAAUUGUUUAUUGUGAGAGAUUUGAUGUAGUUUUAGGUGUAUUGGUAAUAAUUGUUUUUAGAGUUUGAGAUAAAUUUGUUUGAUUGAAGGUGAUGUUAUUCCUUUUAAAAGUUU
Lactuca sativa (garden lettuce) is the source of this 1017-nucleotide messenger RNA. The record is from RefSeq and is a predicted model, not a curated record. Lineage: Eukaryota; Viridiplantae; Streptophyta; Magnoliopsida; Asterales; Asteraceae.